GAAGGAUCUACUAGUUUACCACCUGCUUCAGUAAUGUACUCGAAUCAAGAUAAAUGCCGCGGUUACGACCAAAAUUCGAAAAAUAAGUUAACUGCUAUGGUUCAAGAGAAAGGUGGUUCACUCAUUGAUACUUUAUCAGCUCAGGGAAUCGGUCAGCUUGAGUAUCCAGUAAAGUGUCCAGUCACCUCAUACUUCUGGUCUGGGUUUACUACUCUACAGUUUGCUGUAGAACACACUUGGCUCCAGAAGAAGAAUUCUUCUCAUUCAAUUCCUCAGAUUCUUCUGGAACAGUUACCUAAACCCCGGUAUUCAGGAAGCACAGAGACAGUUCUCAGAUCAGUUCUACCCUUGUACAUGACAAUUUCAAUAUCUCAGUUCCUGGCCCCAAUGUUGAUGGUUGUUGUGUUGGAGAAGGAAAGGAAGAUCAAGGAGAGCCUCAGUAUGGUCGGGCUCAGAGACUCAGUCUUCUGGCUGUCUUGGUUCUUUGUGUAUGGUAUCCUAAUACUCUGUACCUCAAUCUUAGGAAGUUUGCUGAUGAACUUUAUUGUAUUUAACAACACUUCAUCUUAUCUCCCAGUCCUGUUUGUCCUGAUGUUUGAGUUCGGAUUAUCCAUUAUCAUGUUCGCAUUCGUCAUGACUGCACUUUUCAGUAAAGCCAAGUCUGCUGGCAUAUCUGGAGGGUUAAGCAUUCUCAUCAUCUCUCUCUUCUACUAUCUACAGGUUUAUCUGUCUGAUUCUCCCCCUGGGGUGUUCUGGUUAAUUGGUCUGCUCAGUCCAGCAGCUUUCUCAAUGAGUAUGGAUAAGAUUUUGGUUUUUGAUAUCCGUGGGAUUCCUCUUAGCGUGGAUUCCAUCUGGGAGACGGGAGAGGCAGGGAUUCCUCUAGGUGGAGCUAUGAUUAUGAUUCUAAUUGACAUUGUACUGUACGGUUUCUUGGCGGCUUGGUUGGAUAACAUCAUCCCAACAGAAUAUGGAACUAACCGACCUCCUUGGUUUUGUCUCCUACCUUCCUACUGGACAAAAACAAAACCUAAAAAGGAUCAAAUAGAACAUAGUCAUCAGGGAUAUUCUGGAAUUUACCGUGAAAUCUCGUCUCCGGAUAUAGAAGCAGUUCCUGUGGACAUGCAGCAGAAAGAAGCCAUUGUCAUUGAGGAUCUUCGAAAAGUAUUUGGUGGGUUCAGAAAAACUCCAGUAAAUGCUGUCAAUGGCGUUAGUUUGAAAAUCUACUCUGGAGAGAUAACUGCAAUACUGGGGCAUAACGGUGCAGGGAAGACGACCUUAUUUAAUAUGUUGACCGGAAUGACCUCAGCUAGUGGAGGUUCAGCACACAUUUUUGGAUACGAUAUUAGUGACCCCGACCAGAUGGAGAUAGUGCGCCGAAUGACCGGAAUCUGUCCCCAGCACGAUGUAUUGUUUGACGAGUUGACCCCAAGGGAACAUCUUCAGUACUUCGGAAGAAUCAGGGGAAUAGAAGAAGAAAAUUUGGAAGAAGAAGUAGAAAGUAUACUAAAGGAUAUUGAUCUACUGGACAAAGGAGACAGUAGAACUGAUAAACUAUCAGGGGGACAAAAACGGAAACUCAGUGUCGGAAUAGCUCUGAUUGGAGACCCUAAACUGAUAUUCCUGGACGAGCCAACUGCCGGUGUGGAUCCCUACAGCCGUCGACAUCUCUGGAAUAUACUAAAGAAGAGGAAGGAAGGAAAGGUUAUACUAUUAACCACACACUUCAUGGAUGAAGCAGAUAUUCUUGCUGAUAGAAAAGCGAUCAUUUCUAAGGGAGUAGUACGGUGCUAUGGUUCUUCACUCUUCUUGAAAAACAGAUUUGGAAUCGGAUAUCAUCUCACAAUUGUCCUGAAGAGUGAUGAUGGUUCCUUGAAUAUCCGUAAUAUGGUGAUUAAGCAAGUUCCAGGGGCGCACUUGGCUCGAGAAUAUGGUCGGGAAUUGUCGUUUGUUCUUCCAAGAGAUAAAGUUCAAGUUUUCCCCCAGCUUUUUAGACAGAUCGAGGAAAGUAUUAGAUUGGAUGAUGAGCUAGGAAUCUCAAGCUACGGAGUGUCUAUGACCACCCUGGAGGAGGUUUUCCUUCAUCUCGGAGAACUUGAAGAACAGGGAGAACUUCUUGAUCCAACAGAUAGCCAGGAGGAGUUGCCGAGCAGUGAGAAUUUUAGAAAUUCGUUGAGGCAACUGUCUAUUGGAUCUAUCGGAGAGGAAAACCAGAAUUCUAUCAGCAUGAAAACAAGCAGAACCUUAAAUGGAUUAAAUACUAAAUCUGACGAGGAUGCAGAUGCUGGCUUCAGUUUUGAAUCUGUUCCGACAAAAAAAUCUAACUGGCAAACCUACAAAGCCCUGGUUUAUGUCAGGUUUAUCCGAAAAUUUCGCGAACCCGCCACCAUUAUUGGACAGAUGAUAAUGCCGCUGAUAUUUGUAACAAUUGGAUCAUAUCUCACGGAUUUAGGUGGAAUAGUAGUUGAACAAGAUUCAUCCCUAGAGAUAUCUUCAGAUCUUUACUCAAUAGAUUUCGGUCCAACAUACUUUGCCAUACAGGAUAAUGAGAUCAAUCUGCCGAACUACCUGGACGGACUGGAAAAAUAUUUAGGACAUCCUCUUUACUCUGUGGCGAACAAUGUGUCCUAUCCUGAUAUUCUUGAUCUUGUAGAAACCAGGACAGCGACAGGGAUUUUCAAUCUUCUAAACCUAACAUCCGACAGAGGCCUGGAUAUAAGCACGAACAUAUUCAAUGAUACCGCCCAGCAUGCCUUUCCGGUCAUCAUUAACUCUCUUAGCAGUGCUUACGCAUCUCAAUAUGGGGCAGGUGAUAUAAAUCUGACAAGUCAGCCAUUCCGAUUAAGCUCAUUACCUGCAGGCUUCGAUGGAGGCAGUUUUGGAGGCAGCCUUCUUGUAGGAAUGACAUACAUCUUUGUUCCGAUUGGAUUUGCUAUGGAGCUCAUUGAUGAUAGAGAGUGCCAUGUGAAAAACCAGCUUCGUGUGAAUGGUCUAUCUUUCAUUAUGUAUUAUGGAUCCUUUUACACCGUCUUUGCUGGAAUGCUCAUAACUCUACUCUGUUGCCUGCUGGGUCUAGUGGCAAUAUUUGAUAUUUCUUCCUUGAUGCUUCCACCGGCAUUUUUGGUCUUUGCCAGUUUGUACUUUCUGUACACUGUUCCUUCAACACUGUUUGUAUCCUGUAUAAGCUACCUCUUCGAUACACUGGAGACAGGACAGUUCCUCUUCCCUAUAUCCAGUUAUGCCGGGUUUAUUCCAUUUAUUGGAGUAUUUGUGAGUGAUGCUUUUCAAACUCUGGAUGGUAACUUAGCUUUAGGUCUUCAUAUUCUGUUCUCCUUUAUAUCCCCGAUCUAUAUUCCAUUUGGAGUGAUCUACCAAACCUCUAAAAAGUAUCAAAUCUGCUCUUUCAUGAAAACAUGUGAUUCUCUCACAUUAAGUGACUACAUGGAUACUGAGAUAAUUAUACUCUACGUCGCAAUCCUGUUCCAUACACUGCUAUGGUCAGCUGUUCUCAAGGCGGUGGAUAUUGUUAAGGACGGUGGAAAAGUGACAGAUGCUUUUAAUAAAAGAGGAAAUGAGCAUGAUGAGGAGAAUGUUGAUCAGAUUGCAGAUGAGGAUACGGAGGUUAAACUAGAGAGGGAUAGGGUGGCAGAAUACUUUAUUAACAGAAAAAUUCCUGAGGAAACUCCAGUUAUUGCAGUGCAUGGUUUGAGGAAAGUGUUUACAAGCGGAGUGGAUACUAAACGAUCCUGUCUAAAGAAAAAGGAUUCUGAAGUAUCAAAAAAGAUUGCUGUCCGAAAUCUCUCGAUGAGUGUUAAAUGUGGUGAAGUGUUUGGUUUGCUAGGGCACAAUGGUGCGGGGAAAACUACAACGAUGAGAAUAAUAACUGCUGAGGAGGGAGCUAGUGCUGGAAAAGUUCGGAUUGGUUCUAAAGAGAUUCACUCAAACCAAUCUGACGCCUUCAUGGAGCUUGGUUACUGUCCUCAGUUUGAUGCUCAGUGGAAGACGAUUACAAUCGAGGAACAUUUAGAAGUAUUUGCGGCAAUUAGAGGUGUUCCACCCUCAGCGAUAAACAAUCUUGUUCAGAGGUAUAUGGAUGGGCUGAGAAUAACAGAGCACAGGAAGAAGCUCUCAAAGAACUGUAGUGGGGGCACUAAACGAAAACUAAGCUACGCUAUGGCUAUGCUGGGAAACCCAAAAAUAGUUCUAUUGGAUGAGCCCAGCACUGGAAUGGAUCCACAAUCCAAACGUUUUGUCUGGAACACAAUCCAGGCCAGCUUUAAAAAAGAAAGAGGAGCAGUCCUAACAACUCACUCCAUGGAAGAGGCUGACGCCCUCUGUUCAAGAGUUGGAAUCAUGGUGAAAGGGGAACUCAGAGCCCUGGGAACUACACAGCAGUUAAAGAACAAGUAUGGAGCUGGAUACUUACUGGAGGUCAAAUGGAGGUCGGGAGACAAUCCAGAUUGGGGGGCAUUGGAGGACAGUUUAAAGGAAUAUUUUCCCCUAAUGGAGGUAAAUGAAACCUUCUCUGAUCGACGCAGCUACAAUAUUCCCCAGGAAGGGUUUUCCUCACUAGCUCAAGCUUUCUCCAGGCUAGAGACAUGUAAAUCCGAAUUCCGACUGGAAGACUACAGCUUUUCUCAAACUACCCUAGAACAAGUUUUUAUUGAGUUUGCAAAACAGCAAGAGGCCGAGGACAAGAAGGAUAAAGAGGGUGAUGCUUAGAUAAGGAUGUAAUACUCUCUGAACCUUGAAGAAAUUCAGGAUUCAGACAUAAUUGUCCAAUUCCAUUGUUCAACCAUCUUAGUCGUUUUUUGUAGUAUACUAAUCUACUAGUAUCUAAUUCUUGUUUGUUAACUUAAACCUGCAAUGAUACUCAUGAAAUAUGAAAUUGGGAUACGACAUUUAUGGCAUCUUGUGUGUAAUUAAUGGUAUUCAUAAUUUUACCUGAUGCUUUAAAAUUGACUUAUCUGCAGUCUGCGUCGUAUUUAUUAAUACAGUGAAGACGACUUUUUACUGUUAUUUUGAUAUCUACGAGGCUUUUUAACAGGAGAAACACUAGCAUAUUUACACAAAGGAAAGUUGUCAGUUAACAGCUUCUCAAAGUUUACUUGUUUGUUGAAAAAUCCUGGCUAGUGAUCAAAUCAUUAUAAAUAAAAAGACGUCUUCGUUCUGCCACUGUAGUAAACUGGGUUUGUGUAUAGUGUAAACACUAAGGUGUCAACAGAGGAGAAAUUUCAGAAAAUGGACGCCAUUGCACUAUUUACAGUGCGAGCACUAAUCUAACAUACAGAUAAUUUUCUUCAAAAUUGUCCAGAAAAACUAAAUUAGUUGGAAUUUUUAAAAAAUUCGAAAUUUUUACAGGGUUUGGUAAAAAAUGCACAAUUUUGACGGAUUUUUGUGUUUAGAUAAUUUUGUUAAAAAUAUUUUAACUUAUACUAUUUCCUUAAUCAUAAACGAAGAAAUGAGAACAAUCGCUAUCCUCCCAUCCUUAGUUCUAUUUGUGUUGAGUAUUUCUGUUGUGCUUUUGUAAGAAAUAUUUAAACCUAUAAAAUGUUAAUAAACUUAAUUUGAGAAAAGACUUUCAUAACACUAUUG
Eurytemora carolleeae is the source of this 5592-nucleotide messenger RNA. Its product is annotated as ATP-binding cassette sub-family A member 9. The coding region runs from base 34 to 4719 and encodes 1561 amino acids. NCBI's taxonomy places the organism in Eukaryota, Metazoa, Arthropoda, Copepoda, Calanoida, Temoridae. The transcript has 61 exons. Gene Ontology annotation, cellular component: membrane; intracellular membrane-bounded organelle. Gene Ontology annotation, molecular function: ATP hydrolysis activity; ATP binding; lipid carrier activity. Gene Ontology annotation, biological process: transmembrane transport; lipid transport. The record is from RefSeq and is a predicted model, not a curated record.